Molecule: messenger RNA, 837 nt
Organism: Aspergillus bombycis
Lineage: Eukaryota; Fungi; Ascomycota; Eurotiomycetes; Eurotiales; Aspergillaceae
Product: flavin reductase family protein
Exons: 2
Coding region: 1-837 (278 amino acids)
Molecular function (GO): FMN binding; riboflavin reductase (NADPH) activity
Source: RefSeq, a predicted model, not a curated record
AUGAAGCUUCCAUACUCUCGACCUGCGGUUUCUGUGAACCGGAUUGUAGGCCAAUUUAAAGGAUUUCAAUGUGGCUCUACUACUCUGCCUCUCCGAGCACAGCAACGGCACUCCAGCAGAACAAUCAGCAGCGCUAAAGCGACAUUUUCAAGUACACGGCCUCAACCCAGCAAGGAAAUCGACACCCCUGAUACCGGGAAUCUCACACUCUCUCUAUCGGACCAAGUCCGCCUGCUGAUGAGACGAGUGCCCUACCCCGUUGCCAUUAUCACGGCCACAGACCCCCAUGAGCCUCUCGACAAAGCCUUCCGCGGAAUGACCGUUUCAUCGUUCAAUACCGUGACACUAAACCCGGAGCCGGCUAUCUCUUUCAACGUACGACGACCAUCCGAGACACUGAGCGCCCUUCAGUCGUCCAAACGAUUCCUUGUCCAUCUAUUAGCCCCCAGUCAGACGACAGCAGCCCUUGCUCGGGAUUUCUCCAAAGGCAACCAUAACCUGUCCAUCGCAAGCGGAAAAGGCGACUUCGAAUUCGUGCCGCAUACCUCUACGUCUGGUGGGGAGGCGCCCCCCAGACCGCUCCCACUGCUCCGGAGGAAGAAAGCCGCGGAUGCACCGGAGGGGAAUUCCCUCUCAGAUAUUCCUUUCGUGUUUGAAUGCCAACUUCAUCCGAAGGAGAUUGAAGUUAACGACCAUACUAUUGUGGUUGGGACCGUUGUAAGGGUCCUUUCGGAGCAUUUGACGAGUCCAGAGGCGAUUGCUAACGCGCACUCCGUCACCGAUCUAUGUUUAACAUAUGCCAAUACCCGAUUUUGGGAAAUGGGCCAUGAUAUUUAG